This is a messenger RNA of Trematosphaeria pertusa, 2638 nucleotides long. RefSeq names its product HET-domain-containing protein. The record is from RefSeq and is a predicted model, not a curated record. The annotation marks the transcript as partial. The transcript is spliced from 2 exons. Lineage: Eukaryota; Fungi; Ascomycota; Dothideomycetes; Pleosporales; Trematosphaeriaceae.
ACGUUCUCCGUCCCCCCACUGAUGACUGACACGCAAAAAUAGCUAGGCAAGGGAGUCGUUUUGAGCAUCGUGGCGAAAUUAGAUUAGAGGGGACGCGCGGGGAAUUGCAGUCUACGAUAUCGCGCAUCGUAGGGACGCAGUUUCUGGACCAAAAUGGCGUAGAGGGGAAGGCUGAAGAUGGGCGUUCAAUCAUCCAGUCGACUGGCUGCCCAAGCGAAGCGCGGGGCUUCGCCGCGAUUCCGCCUCAUGUAACACUGCACUGCGCAAUGGCUCCUUCCUUCAUUUAUUCCCUCUCCCCCCCUCCCCCCAGCUUUUAUCUUUUUCAAUACACUAGUAAGAGCGCUCCGACGGAAACAUGCCGCCAUACAGAUACACACGCCUCCGAGACCCGGAGCUAGAGAUCCGUCUCCUGAUCAUUCAGCCUGGCGAGUUUGACGACAAGAUCAAAGCCACUCUCCAGCCGACUCCAUUAUUCGAAGCAAAGGCAGAUUCGAUCACGCGAAAGGUAUCCGUAGACGAGCUCCAGAAAACGGUUCCGCAAGACUGGCAGGUGUUCGAGACCCGUGAAGGUCGCAUCAUAUUCGACAGCGGUAAUGGGACGACUUGGGACCAUCCAGACCCAGACUUUCCUCGUGACCUCUACGAUCCGCAAAAGACAACCGAGGACGAGGACGCCGACCCCAAUCCCACGUUCGAAGCUCUCUCCUAUACAUGGGGUUCUCCUGACGAUCCUACCUCUGAAAUGGCCGUGAAUUCGUCAGAGAGCGAGCCUCACCACCCUUGUACAGGCACCAUAACAAUUAGGCGGAAUUUGGAUACCGCGCUGCGACAUUUCCGAUAUCCGGACCGAACUCGAACAAUGUGGAUCGAUGCCGUUUGCAUAAAUCAAGGAGACGAGGAUGAGAAGAGCAAGCAGAUUAGGCGGAUGGGAGACUUGUACAAGGCAGCACAUCGCGUUGUGGUUUGGCUAGGUGCGGCUUCAGAAGACAGUGCGCUGGCAUGCUCCGCGCUGGCCUAUCUUGGGGCGCAGAUGGUCGUGACCAAAGAUAAUCGCGGUCUACGUCAUCCAGAAGCGGUCGAGAAGGACUGGUGCUUUGCAAGACAUGAAUUGCCGUACGAGGAGUUAACGUGGCAGGCCAUACACAGCUUGCUCGCGCGUCCAUGGUUCGAGCGUCUCUGGAUAUGGCAAGAAAUAGUCCUUGCAGACGAACGCGCAACGAUCCAAUGCGGGUAUGACGAGGUUGCCUGGGUCGUGUUUCGCCGAGCUGUGAUUCGGCUACGAGUAGGGUCGCAAGUCAUCUCACCAGAGUUCAAACUGCGGAUUACAUUCGCAGACCAGCUUGCCUUCUAUCAACUGGGACAUCCGCUUUGGAGGCUUACGAAUGGAACCGGCGAACGCAAGUGCUUUGAGCCUCGGGAUAAGAUCUAUGCGCUGCUUGGUGUUGCACCUCAGGAAUACACUCGGGAAAUCAUCGUAGAUUACAAACGGCCAGUCGGCGAAGUGUAUCGAGAUGCCUUCAUCGCACAUCUCAAUACCUUCAACAACCUUUCGCUCCUCGCUCAUUGCUGCAUCACUGGCAGAAAUUUCGAAAUGCCAUCUUGGGUGCCAGAUUGGUCUGCGGAGAAGAGCAGUGUGCUCUACACACUAGACGGAUUCUUCGCAAGUGGCCAAUCGUAUGCGCACGCCACUUUUAUAAGUCCUGGUAUCUUAGAGGUCCAUGGAACUCUCUGCGCAACCGUCAAACGUGUGGCUACUGUCUGCAGCCAAGAACCAUCUGCGGCUUUUGACGAUGUCAAAUCGUGGACACCGGAGGGCCUGGAAGACGCCUUCUACAUCAACGGACAAGCAAUGCUGGAUGCUUACGUUGGUACUCUUGCUAUGAAUAGAACGUUCGAGUAUAUGAAGAUGUCGCAGUUGAUCAAGAUGGAAGACGCAAGGAAUAGGUUCUUGGCCACGCUUGGAGAUUCGAACCUCUCUGCUAAUAAAGAAUCUCUGCUAAAAGAUAGCUUUGUCGAAGCCGUUCUGAGAAGGUGUAGGGGCCGCACUUUCUUUGAAACCAAUGAAGGAUAUAUCGGGAUCGCGCCAGCGGAAGCGCAAGCUGGUGAUCGAGUUUGCGUGAUUCUGGGUUGCGGUCUUCCUGUUCUUCUCCGCCCUCUCGAAUCUGAGAAGUAUCAAGUCAUCGGUCUUCACUACGUCCACGGUCUCGUUAAUUCGGAAGGCUUAUUAGGUCCGAUACCGCAUCCUUGGACCGUGCAAGCUUGCUGGUCAUCAGACUCACGUUUCUAUGAGACCUUCACCAAUUCAGUAACAGGCGAGAUCCAGUCAGAGGAUCCGAGGUUAGGGUCCCUGCCCAUGUCGUGGCGACGGCUGGGCGAUGUAGACCCAGUCACGAACAUUCCAAGAGCAUCAGUCUUCGUGGACGAACGGACGGGUGAUCAAGUCACUCUCGAUCCGAGGCUAACCCCAGGUUGGCUAGGGAACCGAGAUGUGAAACUGAGGAAGUUCCAGUUAGUUUGAACGGGAAAUGCGAGGUUACGUACUACAAAGCACCCAGUUUAAAGCCAUGUGUACACGCCGAAAUCAAAGUCUUAUGCCAGCACCGUUGAGAUGAGCAUCGAUAGCGACUUUGCCUAAUGU